This is a messenger RNA of Suillus plorans, 267 nucleotides long. RefSeq lists its product as uncharacterized. NCBI's taxonomy places the organism in Eukaryota, Fungi, Basidiomycota, Agaricomycetes, Boletales, Suillaceae. The record is from RefSeq and is a predicted model, not a curated record. Gene Ontology annotation, molecular function: ATP binding; nucleic acid binding. The transcript has a single exon. The annotation marks the transcript as partial.
CCAUGUCUAUGGCAGGUCAAAGUGGCACUCACACUUCUGAAAGGCGACAAGGACAUACUGUGCAUCGCAGGGACGGGGAUGGGUAAGAUACUGGGCUUCUGGAUUCCGUUGUUGUUCCAGGUCAAUAGCAUUCAGCUGGUUGUCACGCCACUCAACUUACUUGGUAAACAAAAUACCAUGUCUCUUGCAAAGGCUGGAAUCCGCGCCAUAGCAAUCAAUGCAGAAACUGCCACCGCUGCAAAUUUUUCAGUCAGUGCUACUUUGUAA